Molecule: messenger RNA, 1302 nt
Organism: Ylistrum balloti
Lineage: Eukaryota; Metazoa; Mollusca; Bivalvia; Pectinida; Pectinidae
Product: glutamic acid-rich protein-like
Exons: 8
Coding region: 1-1302 (433 amino acids)
Molecular function (GO): protein binding
Source: RefSeq, a predicted model, not a curated record
AUGCAACAGGAACAGCAAACUUCCACCAAUCCUGUGUCUGUACAGAAACCAUUUGUGGCCCCCACAAUGGGUCCCAACAUCACAGCUCCACCCCCCAACACCAUUGAUGGGAAAUAUGCUGCUGAGCACCUAGGAGGUGCGCUAACCUUGGCGCUGUCAGAAAUAGCCACAUGUCGACCAAAUGAUCCAAUAGAAUACUUAGCACACUGGCUCUACAAAUACAAGGCAAACUUGGAUCACCAUAAACAGCAACUGGCCGAAGCCAAACAGUUGGAUGAAGAGGAGGCAGAGAUGGUCAGGGCUCAGCAAAGGAAGGAAAAGCGACUGGCAGAACAAAGACAGAUGGAGGCAGAGGCAAGGGAGAAGGCAGAAAAAGAGGAAGAGGAACGAAGGAAGAGAGAACAGGAGGACUUACAGAGGAAAGCAAAGGAAGCUGCCCUGGCACAGAGACCUAACCUGGAGACUUUAAAGGAAGAAGAGGGUGAGGAAGAUGCAGAACGAGGCAGAGAGAAGGACUUUACAGGACAGACAGAGUUACACAGACUGGCCCUUAUGCCAGAUUCAGCCCUAUUGUCAGUGCUGAACAUGGGAUACAGUUUGGCAGAGAGAAAUGGAGAUAACCAAACUCCCCGGGAGGUAGCUAUGGACAAAGGUUUUCAGGAUCAUGUGGAUACUAUAGAUAAGUUUGUACAAAGUCUGGUUGAGAAUGAGAAGUUUGCAGAACUAGAGAAGCUCCUGCUGGAUGGGUAUGACCAAUGGGAGGUUGUGUUACAAAAUGUCAAGACCAAAGAACCAUCAGAGGGCAUCGUAAGGUUUAUCAACUCAGUGCCAGACUUUCAGAAGAGAAUGGCCACAGUGCUGAAAACAGCCCAGACUGGUGUUGUACGUAAUUUACAACAAGCACUCGAACGAAGAAGCCUCGCAACAGCGCGAGACAGAAGUGGGCGGGGUCCCUUACACGUAGCAAUACUCGCCAACCAAUCAGAUGCUGUCCAGUACCUUAUUUCAAAUUUCCCCGAGACUCUCAAGGCUAGAGAUAAUAUGUAUCGCACGCCUCUACACUAUGCGAUGGCUUUGUCAGAAGAUCUUGCCCAAAUACUCACAGAGAACGGUGCCGAUGUAAAAUUCAAAGAUGCAAAACAAAAAGUUGCUGCAUAUUACAAAGAAAAUCCCAGUGACAUUGAAACUCUACAGAGUUCUCUUCCCUUGAUGGAGGAAAGCCAAAAUCAAAUGGAAGGUCAAGGUCAAAUGGAAACUACACAACAAACUGAACAGGGUCAAGGACAAGAGGAAACAGAAUAG